UCACUCAUGACAUCAUUGGUGUGGUAUGCCAAACUCACACGUCUUUGUAAACAAAGAAAAAAGAGCUAGACAUCCUACUAGUCUGUGCAAAUGUACCUGGAUUUUAUAAAGAACUUUGUUUUGUUUAUAACUUACAAAUUAUUGAUUAGAGCAGGUUGUUGCUCUAAAACCCGGAAGCAAUGAGCAUUUUCAAGUUGUGUUGCCUCUGGAUUUUCAUUUGGGGUUGAAGAUAUCUGUUUUUCAGUAAAAUAAGUCCCCAUUGGUCUGUGGCUGAUGCUGCCCUGGUAAUGGGCGGGGUUUUGAGAGCCAGAGAGUGAGUGUGUGGAGCGGUUGUGUUGGACGGGAUAUUUCUCUGAACUGAGAGGCGCUGUUAAUGUGAACUGGACCUGCAUUUGAACAGUACCGCUGACAUGGAGCCCAGACAACAGGGUUUAUUGGACAAAGAGCCUCUAAAGGAAAUGGACGAGGAAAUGGUGUCAGAGGUGGAUCUCAACAACACUGUCACAGAAGAAGAGCGAGAGGAAAUGGAGAAUGAACUGAUUAAGUUAGAAGAAGAAAUCACUACUUUGAAACAAGUCCUGGCCUCCAAAGAAAAGCGUCACUUGGAGCUGAAACAGAAACUAGGGAUCACACCCCUGAGUGAACUGCGACAGAACUUCUCCAAGAGCUGGUACGACAUGCAGACCAGCACAACAUACAAAAAGACGUCUGAGACCCUAACCACGGCAGGACAUCGGACCUCAGCGGCCUUCAGUAACCUGGGCAAUGCCAUCACCAGGAAGUUCGGCGAUAUGAGCUAUUCUAUACGGCAUUCAAUGAGCAUGCCUACAAUGAGGAACUCGCCUAGUUUCAAGUCCUUUGAGGAGAAAGUUGAAAGCACAGUUUCAAACAUUAAGUCAAAGGUUGGAGGAACAGGAGGCGCGGGCAGUUUUGAAGAGGUUCUGUCUUCAGCGGCCCAAGCCAGCGCCCAGGACACCCCUUCUAAUAAUGUGACCGAGAACAGUGAGCGCUAAGGGUUUCAAUGGUCUACCAGUGGAACUCUGAUGACCCCUAGUGGUUUGGAGACCACAGUGAAAAUUGCACCAGGGGCCCAAAACACGGUAAUACAUGCCUUUCAGAUGCGUGUUGGUGGAUUAUCUCUGCACGGGAGGAAAACAACCAAGUGGAGCCUGUUUAUUCUUUAAGUUCUUUUCAAAAUAUGUAUAUUUUUCGAGGAUAUUGUCUUUGGUGUAGUCCUGCGUUACUUUAUUAUUAUUUAUACUAACUCAACAUUGUUUAACUGUAACAAAGCAUGAUACAUUUCCAGGACCAAAAAUAAUGACUGCGUAUACAAUCCUAAGAGGAGUACUUGAAAGAAUGUUCAACAAAAUAGAUGUUAGACUUUGUUUUCCUGUUUCCUGUCAUAAAUGUGUUAAUGCUCCUAUUCCUGCUAACUACAGCACAUGUUUGUUGAUAACAGAUGCAAAUAGCAAAUAAAAGAACGAGCAUUUACAUUUUA
Molecule: messenger RNA, 1498 nt
Organism: Onychostoma macrolepis
Lineage: Eukaryota; Metazoa; Chordata; Actinopteri; Cypriniformes; Cyprinidae
Gene: tpd52l1
Product: tpd52 like 1
Exons: 8
Coding region: 411-1013 (200 amino acids)
Biological process (GO): positive regulation of apoptotic signaling pathway; positive regulation of MAP kinase activity
Cellular component (GO): cytoplasm
Source: RefSeq, a predicted model, not a curated record